GUAUAAGCUAGCGUGAAAGGUCGAACACAUGCCCUGGAAAUAGCCAUACUUGUCACGGUUACGUCCCACUGUAAUGGUUUACAACAAUCCAUUCAUAUCGCCCGCCAAAGGGAUCGACGAACACCCCAAGCAGUGGUCUGGUCGCCUCUCUCUCUUUCGAAGUCUGGUAAAGCAUUCAGCUAGUAAUUUCUGUUGGAGUUUACAAAAUGUCAAGUGGGGCUGGGCUUGAAUCCCUUGUAGAUCAAACAAUUUCUGUCAUUACAAAUGAUGGGCGCAAUAUAGUGGGAGUGUUAAAAGGUUUUGACCAAGCUACAAAUAUAAUUCUUGAUGAAUCUCAUGAACGCGUUUACUCCACCAAGGAAGGUGUUCAGCAACUUGUGUUAGGCCUAUACAUCAUAAGAGGUGACAACAUAAGCAUUGUGGGGGAACUUGAUGAAGAACUGGAUGCCAACCUUGAAUUGUCAAAACUAAGAGCUCAUCCUCUAAAGCCUGUUAUCCAUUGAUGAGCAGCAGCAUGGCAUGAGCAGUUUAUGGUUUUCUAAGGGAUGAAUAAGCUAUUUGAAUUGGAUUUAGAAAAGAAAGAUUUGGGUGCUGUAUGAGCCAAUAUAAGAAACUGAAAUACGUGAUGCACCUGUUACAAAUAGCCUAUGCCCCUCAUUUUGCAUAUGCCGAAUGCUUGUGAAGUUUGAUUAGUUUAACUAUGAAGUUUUUUU
Camellia sinensis is the source of this 713-nucleotide messenger RNA. The record is from RefSeq and is a predicted model, not a curated record. Lineage: Eukaryota; Viridiplantae; Streptophyta; Magnoliopsida; Ericales; Theaceae.